GAGACUUUGAGCAUCGAGCAGCAUCGUAGGGCUGAAAAGUGAAUUGAAAUUUCAAUUGUUAUUUAAAAUUCUAGUUGAAAAUCUGAAUUUUCAAAUUACAUUUCACUUAUUGAACCAUAUUUUCUUAACUCUGAAACAGUCCACUUGUGCGGAAAAGUAAAAAAGGCACCGCAGAUGAGGACAUGAAGAUGGAAUCGUGCAGUUGCACCCAGUUCAGGAAGCACACAAAGUGGAGAGCCGGCUGCUUUCAAUGAACAGUACGCUCGCCUGAUUUGCAAUGCCGUCGGGAUACUUGGGCGAUGGCUACGAAGGGGGCAGCGUAUUCGACGCGUCCGACGUGACCCCGCUGCACCCCGAGGCGGCAGCGCACUUUUCGCCGCGGGCCAGGAAAAGCAGAGCUGCCCACCACCAGUGGCACCAUGUCUGCUGGUACAGACUGGUGCAGAGGUGCCGCUGCUUCACCAUCAAACGUUUCCUCUGCAUAUUGCUGGUGCUCAUCCUCAUGUCCGUUACCUACAACAUGAUCAUCUUUUGUUACGACAACUCUGUGCUGCCCAGUUUCUCUAAGAGACAGACACGCCUAGAGCCGCUGAUCAUGACAUGCAGUGCCCUGACCGAGACAAAAAAGAGCUUCAACAAGCAGCUGGACCAUCGGUCUGCAGCCAGACUGAGGAUUGACCCCAAAGUGCUCCUUUUUGUUGAGACCAUGUACUCACGUCUCGGCAAAGACAUUGCCGAGCUGUUGGUCCACAAUAGAAUAAAGUACAAGUUGGAAGUGGUUGGGAGGUCGUUGCCCGUGUUGACAAACCUGGACAAGGGCAAGUUUGGAGUGAUUGUGUUCGAAAACCUGACGAAGUACCUUACGAUGGACAAGUGGAAUCGAGAGCUUUUGGACAAGUACUGCAGAGAGUACAGUGUUGGAAUUGUGGGAUUCAAUCCGCCAAGUGAGGAGUCUCUGGUUGGAUCGCAGUUGAAAGGAUUUCCACUCUUUGUGCACACUAACAUGCGAUUGAAGGAUGCAACAUUGAACCCAGCGUCGAAUGUCCUGCGCAUGACGAGAUCAGGCGAGACGGCGUGGGGCAAAUUGCCAGGCGACGACUGGACGGUUUUUGCGCCAAACCACUCCACUUACGAGCCCUUGGAGUGGGCCUUGCCCAACCAUGACCUUCCCUCGCAUUUUGUAAAUGAAAAGGGUGCGUCUAAGUUGCUGACGACUGCAGUCCAGGACCACGGGACUUUUGACGGAAUCCAGAGGAUUUUCUUUGGCUCGGGGUUGCAGUUCUGGCUGCACAGACUGCUGCUCUUAGAUGCCCUAUCCUACUUGAGUCAAGGUCAGCUGAGUCUGGGACUAAAUAGGUACAUUCUCAUAGACGUGGACGACAUUUUUGUUGGAGAAAAGGGAACCAGGGUGCAGAGGGAGGAUGUGGAGGCUCUGCUUGCCUCUCAAAGAAGAAUGCAGGCCAUGAUUCCAGGGUUCAAAUUCAAUUUGGGAUUUUCUGGAAAGUACUUCCAUCAUGGCACUGAUGAGGAAAAUGCAGGAGAAGACUUGUUGAUGGAAAACGUUGAUGAGUUCUCUUGGUUCAGUCACAUGUGGAAUCACCAACAGCCACACUUAUACGACAAUCUCACCCACCUGGAAAUUGACAUGACCCUGAACAAGAAUUUUGCAAAGGAGCACAAAAUUCCAACUGACUCGGGGUACUCGGUGGCGCCUCACCAUGCAGGCGUCUACCCUGUGCAUGAACCUCUUUACGAGGCUUGGAAGAAAAUUUGGAACAUCAAAGUUACUUCGACGGAAGAGUAUCCGCAUCUAAGGCCUGCUCGUUUAAGGAGGGGGUUCAUUCACAGAGACAUUAUGGUUCUGCCGAGACAAACAUGUGGCCUGUUCACCCACACUAUUCUCAUUGAGAGGUACCCGGGUGGAAGAGAGAAAUUGGAGGAAACAAUUCAAGGAGGGGAACUUUUUCAAACAAUCAUUUACAACCCUAUCAAUAUUUUUAUGACGCACAUGUCCAAUUACGGAAACGAUCGCUUGGGGUUGUUCACCUUUGAGUCUGUUGUGAAAUUCAUUCAGUGCUGGACUAAUUUACGGUUGCUAAGUGCACCACCCAUUGAUCUAGGUGAAAAGUACUUUCAAAUGUUUCCUGAAGAGGAAGAUCCUAUCUGGGGGAAUCCUUGUGACGAUGCCAGGCACCAGAAAAUCUGGUCGAGGAACAAAACGUGUCAGCAGCUGCCUCGAUUCCUGGUCAUAGGGCCACAAAAAACUGGCACUACAGCGCUGUACACAUUUCUGUCAAUGCACCCAGAAAUAAGCAGCAAUUUUCCUAGCAUGGAUACUUUUGAGGAGAUUCAGUUUUUUAACGGAAAAAACUACUAUCGCGGCCUAGAUUGGUACAUGAGUUUUUUCCCUGUGCCGACCAACUCGAGUGCCCAAUUUUUAUUUGAGAAGAGUGCAACAUACUUUGACGGGGAACUGGUGCCGAGGAGGGCGCAUGCCCUGUUGCCGGAUGCAAAGCUGGUGACAAUUCUCAUCUCGCCUGCCAAGAGGGCCUACAGCUGGUACCAACACAUGAGGGCCCACAAGGACCCUGUGGCCCUCAACUACUCAUUCUACGAAGUCAUCACGGCCUCAGAGACUUCACCAAAGCCACUCAGAGAACUCAGAAACAGGUGCCUCCUGCCUGGCAAAUACUCGCAGCACUUGGAGCGGUGGCUCUCCCUCUACACCCCACAGCAGCUGCACAUCAUCGACGGGGAGCAGCUUCGAGUCAACCCUGUUGAGGUUAUGAACAAUGUUCAGAAAUUCCUGAAGGUCACUCCUCCGUUUGACUUUGCAAAGCACUUGAGAUAUGACCCGAAGAAAGGUUUCUUUUGCCAAGUUGUCAACGAAGAUCACACAAAGUGCCUGGGACGAAGUAAAGGUCGCCAAUAUGCUCAGAUGGAUGAGAGAUCUUUGAAACUGCUUCAGCGAUAUUAUCUGUCACACAACACAGCCCUAGUGAAACUGCUGAAAAGACUGGGUUUUCAAAACAUUCCUGAAUGGUUGAAGGCAGAUUUGAGUGACAACCUGGGCACUUGACAGCACGCCAAGGGCUACAGACGCGGCUCGUCGCUCUACAAGCGCCGCCGGCGCCAAAAACCCAAAAAUAGACAGAGAACGAACUUUGUCGAUGCACCCUGAUAUGUACUAGUCAGAUCAUCAAAAUCCUUAUUUGUAAGUCGAUAACUUAUUUGUAAGCUAAGAGCCCUGAUGGGAAGGGUCUGAAAACUUUAAUGUCCCUUUGGCUGCAAGAAAUUGUGCCAUAAUUAUCUUUUGUUUACAAUUCGACAAAGCAAUGUGGGCCUUUUACGUAGGGUAAGGUUUACAAGGGAAUGAUUUAAUUUUUAUAUGUGACAUGUGCUAUGGUUUUUCUACUUAAAAUGUAUUUUAUUUUAAAAACCUUCGCAAAAUUUUAUCCUCUGGCCCAGCUCUGGCCAUAAGUGGAAUAAAUAUUUAGUGUGGCCUUCUUUCGAUCACAUCUUUGAAGAUCAAGCAUUAAUUUUUAAAAUAUCCCUGACGGCUUCUUGAAUCUUUUUACAGGCACAGUUAAUAAUAAAUCUGAGGAAAAUAAUCUGAUGUGAUGUUUAGACCUUGUUGGUGAUGAAAAUCCGUCAAUUUUUUGCACAAUUAUGGCAAAUUCAUUAUGUGCAAAAUCCCUCCUGAACCAAUGAGUAGUUUAUGGCGAGGUAGGAAUUGGCACGACUGGAGAGAGGAGAUGGUUAUUGACAUAUCAGUUAGGAACUAGAGUUUUCAUUUCACAGUAGGCAUCACCUGCACCUAUUUGCUUCUCUCUCUCUAUUUUGAUAAACGCGCGCGGUCUUUAUUUUUUACAUACCAAUCGGUGAAAGCCAUCAAAUCAAACUUGAACAUUUCUCCCGUCAUAUAUGUAGUUAUAUACAUAAGUUUUAGUGGCACAAAAUGUGAUGUGAAUUAACGCUAUAUACAUAUUAAUGUACUGCUGUACCAGGUGAAUUUAUGCAUUUCUUUAUCGAUUAAUAGCCAUAUUAAUAUAUUAUUGUUUGAUGAUUUAAUUUUAAGCUGCGACCACUUGCAAAAUGCUUAAUUCAUAAUAAUCAUCCACGUACAGUACUUGACUGGUCAAAUCGAAAAUUUUAAACAUGUGUUAUUCGUGUUCAUUGUUAUAAAACUGAGGCAGCUCUUAAAUUUUGUAAAUGUAAUUUUUAAACUUGAUUCAGUGCGUGUUGCUGUGUCUCAACGCAAUAUUGAUUCCAAAAUGUGUUUUUGUCAAUAUUUAUCGAUUUUUGUCCAACUUUUAAAAAGAAUCAUCCUAUAAAUGCAGUUUUUUUU
Molecule: messenger RNA, 4348 nt
Organism: Neocloeon triangulifer
Lineage: Eukaryota; Metazoa; Arthropoda; Insecta; Ephemeroptera; Baetidae
Gene: sfl
Product: bifunctional heparan sulfate N-deacetylase/N-sulfotransferase
Exons: 16
Coding region: 278-3079 (933 amino acids)
Cellular component (GO): Golgi apparatus
Molecular function (GO): heparan sulfate N-sulfotransferase activity; deacetylase activity
Source: RefSeq, a predicted model, not a curated record